AUGGGGUUCGGCCAAUUCGAUUCAAUAUGCGAGAAGACGCCUAUGCCACUAUGUCUUCUGGUAGGCCCGGCGUCGGCUAUCUCCGGCGACACCGGCAUUGUCUCUAACUGCUAUGCGCGGAAUAUCGAAGUCGCUAAUACAAUGAUCUUCCAAGGCGCGGCGUCCUUUAUGCAUAUCAUCGCCCUUGGCAUGACGGUCAUAAUGAUCUUGCAUAUUCGGUCCAAGUUUACUGCCGUUGGCCGCAAGGAAAUCAUCACCCUCUUCUAUCUAUAUCUAGCCCUUACCAUCUGCUCACUCAUCAUCGACGCAGGUGUUGUCCCACCAAGAAGCGGCUCCUUCCCCUACUUCGUGGCGAUCCAAAGCGGCUUGGUCUCGGCGCUAUGCACUUGCUUGCUGGUAAAUGGCUUCGUGGGCUUCCAGCUGUACGAGGAUGGGACGGCUCUCUCUGUGUGGCUGAUUCGGAUCCCAUCUGCAUUGAUGUUUGCCAUGACGUUUGUCAUUUCCCUGCUGACUUUCAAGUCAUGGGGUGGCCUGGGACCGGAGAAUACGGUUGGCUUGUUUGUGGUACUAUACCUCUUCAACGCCAUCAGCAUUGCCAUUUAUGUUGUCAUGCAACUGCUCCUUGUUCUCAAUACCCUGGAUGACCGCUGGCCCUUGGGUCACAUUUGCUUCGGAGUAGCGGUUUUCAUUAUCGGCCAGGUGCUUCUCUACGCGUUCAGCGAUUUGAUCUGCAACAAUGUGCAGCAUUACUUGGACGGGCUUUUCUUUGCCACGUUCUGUAAUUUACUGGCUGUCAUGAUGAUCUACAAGUUCUGGGAUUCAAUCACCACCGAGGACCUCGAAUUUUCCGUCGGAGUCAAACCAAAUAGUUGGGAGAUCAAAGAGUUGCUCCCUGAGGAGGACCACCGUCAGUCUGUCUACCACGACAACAACUCCGAGUACGGUGGCUAUGGGCAUCAGCGAGCUUCAUCAUACGGCCACCAAUAUUAG
Molecule: messenger RNA, 990 nt
Organism: Penicillium chermesinum
Lineage: Eukaryota; Fungi; Ascomycota; Eurotiomycetes; Eurotiales; Aspergillaceae
Product: chitin synthase export chaperone
Exons: 3
Coding region: 1-990 (329 amino acids)
Biological process (GO): protein folding
Cellular component (GO): endoplasmic reticulum membrane
Source: RefSeq, a predicted model, not a curated record